AUGGCCAUAAUAAAUCUCGUUUUAGGUGGCUUGCUCGGCCUCGCCGCCGCUCAAUUCCCACCGAAGCCGGAAGGCGUUAUCACGGUAAAGUCCAAACUUCACGAGAACGUCACCAUCUCUUUCAAAGAGCCUGGCAUUUGCGAAACCACACCAGGUGUCAAAUCUUACUCCGGUUAUGUCCAUCUUCCGCCAGGAUUCUUGAAUGAUGAGGACGACGACGGGCAAGACUACCCCAUUAACACUUUUUUUUGGUUCUUCGAAGCUAGAAAAGACCCUCACAAUGCGCCUUUGGCAAUUUGGCUCAAUGGCGGCCCAGGUGGCUCGUCCAUUAUGGGCUUAUUAGACGAAAAUGGCCCUUGCUUCGUGGAAGAAGACUCAAAAUCGACGCGAUUGAACCCUUGGAGCUGGAAUAAUGAAGUCAACAUGCUGUAUCUGGAUCAACCAACUCAAGUUGGAUUCUCUUACGAUGUUCCCACCAACUGCACCGUCAAGUUGACUGGUGAGGAGGUUGGCUUCAAGAUGACCCCGACGAAUUUCGACGAAACACCACUGCAUCUCAACAUGACCUCAAGAGCUGGCACAUUCGGAAGCCAGAAAUUAGAUCAAACGUCCAACACCACUGCACAAGCGGCGCACGUCUUGUGGCACUUUGCUCAGACGUGGUUUUCCGAGUUCCCCCACUACAAGCCGACCGAUGACAAGAUCAGUGUCUGGGCCGAGAGCUACGGAGGCCACUAUGGUCCAGGAUUUGUCCAGUUCUUUCAACAACAGAACGCAAAGAUUAACGAUGGGACCAUCGACGAUGAGCACGCGCAUUACUUGCACAUCGAUACCCUCGGCCUUGUCAAUGGCUGGUUGGACAUGGUCGUCCAAGGAGAGGCCUACAUCCGAUUCCCGUACAACAACACAUAUGGAAUCCAAGUCUUCAAUCAAUCCAUCUACGAAGAGCUGAUGCACGUCUGGAAUCGUCCAGACGGCUGCAAGGAUCAAACUCGGAGAUGCCAGACCAAGCUGAAGAGACUUGACCCUGCAUUCAUCCGGAAAAACUUCAACAAGAUGGCGGAUGUGUGCGAAAUUUCAGAAUGGUGUGGCGCUGCUCCUAUCAACAUUUACAACAGCCUGUCGAGAGCCUGGCUGGACAUUGGCCACCCAUCGAAAGAUCCGUUUCCUCCGUCACACCACCAUGGCUGGCUUACCCAAGAAAGUGUGCUGGGUGCGCUUGGAGUGCCCGUCAAUUAUACGUGGCUUUCUAUGGCUGUUGCAGAGAGUUUUGACAUGACACAUGAUCUGAUCCUCGGAGGCUUCCUAGAAGCCACUGGAUACCUGCUUGACAACGGCAUCAAAGUCCAUAUGAUGUACGGCGAUCGUGAUUAUGCCUGCAACUGGAUCGGAGGCGAGGCAGCAAGCCUCGCCAUCCCUUACGCGCGAGCAGCCGACUUCGCUAAUGCCGGAUACGCACCUUUCAUGACGGAAGAUGGUGAAGGCGGCAUGACACGUCAGUUUGGGAACUUGAGCUUCACGCGCGUGUACCAAGCCGGCCAUGAGGUUCCGUCAUACCAACCAGCUGCCGCCUACGACAUCUUCAUGCGCGCUACGUUCAAUCGUGACAUUGCCACUGGACUGGUACCUGUCACCGACGAGCUCUUUACGACAGGACCCAAGGAUACAUGGCAUGUCAAAAAUACCCCACCAGUUCUCCCCAAGCCCAGGUGCUAUAUUUUGAGGCCUGACAUGUGCUUGCCGGAAGUGUGGGCCAAGGUAGAAUCUGGAGAGGCUGUGAUAAAGGACUUCUAUGUCGUCGAUGAUGAUGACACACCGGAUGCUCCUCCGGCGGGAGAAUCCCAGAUUGUUUUUGGUGAACUGUAA
This is a messenger RNA of Ilyonectria robusta, 1866 nucleotides long. Its product is annotated as Alpha/Beta hydrolase protein. Gene Ontology annotation, molecular function: serine-type carboxypeptidase activity. Bases 1 to 1866 code for a protein of 621 amino acids. The transcript has 4 exons. The record is from RefSeq and is a predicted model, not a curated record. Gene Ontology annotation, biological process: proteolysis. Gene Ontology annotation, cellular component: fungal-type vacuole. NCBI's taxonomy places the organism in Eukaryota, Fungi, Ascomycota, Sordariomycetes, Hypocreales, Nectriaceae.